Diceros bicornis minor is the source of this 736-nucleotide messenger RNA. It is a transcript of the gene MRPL41, whose product is annotated as mitochondrial ribosomal protein L41. NCBI's taxonomy places the organism in Eukaryota, Metazoa, Chordata, Mammalia, Perissodactyla, Rhinocerotidae. Gene Ontology annotation, molecular function: structural constituent of ribosome. The transcript has a single exon. Gene Ontology annotation, cellular component: mitochondrial large ribosomal subunit. The coding region runs from base 281 to 688 and encodes 135 amino acids. The record is from RefSeq and is a predicted model, not a curated record. Gene Ontology annotation, biological process: translation.
GCCCCGACGACUGCCCUCUCCGGCGCCGGGUCUCCUCGUGCAUUGGCCGAGUCCCCACCGGUCCCGCCCCAUCGCUUGCCGAGGCUGCGCAUUGGACGCGGCGUAGCCAAUCGGAGCUGCUUUCGCCGCAGCGCGGAGGCGUGGGCGCCGGAAGCCGUCGUGGGCCCCAGAAGCCAUCGUGGGCCCCGGAGGCGGAGCCUGGGUCCGCACAGGCUCUAGGGGGCCGCAGCCGGGCCGGUGUGGCAGGGCUCGGAGAGGGUUCGUGUGGUGUGGCGCCGGCAUGGGCCUGCUGAGCGGGGUGGCCCGCUGCCUGGUGCGGGGCGCCGACCGGAUGAGCAGGUGGACCAGCAAGCGGGGCCCGCGCACCUUCUGCAAGGGCCGCGGCGCCAAGGGCACCGGCGUCCACGGCCGCGGCGGGAAGUUCGUGCAGGUCCGGGAGAUGGUCCCGGAGCUGGUGGUGCCCGACCUGGCCGGCUUCCGGCUCAAGCCCUACGUGAACUACCGCGCCCCGGCCGGCGCGGACGCGCCCCUGACGGCCGAGCAGCUCUUCCGGGACGCGGCGGCUCCUGCCAUCGAGAGGGACUUCCGGGACGGCACCUUCGAUCCCGAGCGCCUGGACAAGUACGGUUUCGAGCCCACCCAGGAGGGCAAACUCUUCCAGCUGUACCCCAAGAACUUCCCGCGCUAGGAGCGGGACGGCGCCGGGCCCGAGCGGCGGACUGCGCCCCGCCGCCCU